GCCUCAACAGGCUCAGCACUUAUUAGGCACCUCAUGUGUACAUGACUACAUGGCAGACAAACAAAGCCCGUGGUUGUUGCUCCCUUGGGGGAAUGUGCAUCUGAAAGAGGAGUCAGACCCCAGGAUGAUCAGAAUGGGUGGAAGAUGCCCCUAGAGAUGGUCAAGCAGGAGCCGAGUUCUGGUGCUUGGACGAAGUGAGACUGGGCGGUGAGCAAAUGCCACUUCCCUGGGCCACAGUAUUGGGUCCUGGGUCAUCCUGUGCUGGGUACCCUCAGGGGACACAGGCAACACCCAGGGACUCCCACAAGCCUCAGGCCGCAUUCUCAGCUUCCUGAGCUCCAGCUCUCAUCACUGACCUGGCCUGGGACUGGGGGCUGCGGAUGCUGAGCUGGGCUGUGGCAGGGCUGAGUGACACUCCCUGUCCUCCCCAGGAGCUCUUCAAGAAAGUGAUGCCCCAUGACUUCCUGGACUCCAUCUGGUCCCAGUGGGACAACAGGGCCAAUGAGCCCCUUGCACCCACUAUCCAUGCCACCAUGACCCACUUUAGCAGAGUGGUCAAAUGUGUCUUCACCACCUGCCUCGGGGACCCGAGCAUGACGGCCCAGGACAGGGCCAGGGUGGUGGAGCUCUGCAUCCAGGUGGCCAAGGAGGAACUGUAAAAAAUUUAAAACCUUGUGCAGAAUGGACCAGCGGGAGAGGAGGAA
This is a messenger RNA of Diceros bicornis minor, 704 nucleotides long. Its product is annotated as ral-GDS-related protein-like. The transcript is spliced from 2 exons. Lineage: Eukaryota; Metazoa; Chordata; Mammalia; Perissodactyla; Rhinocerotidae. The record is from RefSeq and is a predicted model, not a curated record. The coding region runs from base 381 to 659 and encodes 92 amino acids. Gene Ontology annotation, cellular component: plasma membrane. Gene Ontology annotation, biological process: Ras protein signal transduction; positive regulation of GTPase activity. Gene Ontology annotation, molecular function: guanyl-nucleotide exchange factor activity.